AUCCCCUCCCUCUCUCCCCUCUGUGUGUGUGUCUGUGUGUCUGUGUGUGUGUGUGCCCCUCUCUUGUCUCUCUCACACCCAAGAAACGCGGUCCCCUCCGGAGUCCACUCCCGCCCUGUUCGCGUUAUCGACUUUACCCCUCCUUACACUCUGAGCCCGCGGCGUGUCUGUUUUGCUGUUGAGAUUGAAAAGAACUUUCACCAUGGCGGAAUUCGUGCGCGCCCAGAUCUUUGGCACCACCUUUGAGAUCACCAGCAGAUACACCGAGUUGCAGCCGGUGGGGAUGGGUGCAUUUGGUCUCGUGUGUUCGGCCAAGGAUCAAUUAACGGGGCAGCCGGUUGCAGUCAAGAAGAUUAUGAAGCCGUUCAGCACACCGGUCCUGUCUAAGAGAACAUACCGUGAGCUGAAGCUACUGAAACACCUGCGCCAUGAGAAUGUUAUCAGUUUGAGUGACAUCUUCAUCUCCCCCCUGGAAGAUAUCUAUUUUGUGACGGAGCUCCUGGGAACCGAUCUCCACCGGCUGUUGACCUCGCGACCUCUUGAGAAGCAGUUUAUUCAGUACUUCUUAUAUCAGAUUCUUCGGGGCUUGAAAUACGUUCACUCGGCUGGCGUUGUCCACCGCGACCUGAAACCCAGCAAUAUCCUCAUCAAUGAGAAUUGCGACCUGAAGAUCUGCGAUUUUGGUCUCGCUCGCAUACAAGACCCACAGAUGACCGGCUACGUCUCGACACGAUACUACCGCGCCCCCGAGAUCAUGCUUACAUGGCAGAAGUACGACGUCGAGGUGGACAUCUGGAGCGCAGGAUGUAUUUUCGCCGAGAUGCUCGAGGGCAAGCCGCUCUUCCCGGGCAAGGACCACGUCAACCAGUUUUCCAUUAUCACCGAGCUUCUGGGGACUCCGCCCGACGAUGUCAUCGAAACAAUCGGCAGCGAGAAUACGCUACGCUUCGUCAAAUCGCUUCCCAAGCGGGAGCGCCAGCCGCUAUCUACCAAGUUCAAAAACGCCGACCCGGAGGCGGUUGACCUAAUUGAGCGUAUGCUCGUCUUUGACCCGAAGAAGCGGAUCCGUGCUGGUGAAGCUCUAGCCCACGCAUACCUCGCCCCCUACCACGACCCUACAGACGAGCCGGUAGCCGAAGAGAAGUUCGACUGGUCUUUCAACGAUGCAGAUCUACCGGUAGACACCUGGAAAAUCAUGAUGUACUCCGAGAUUCUCGAUUUCCACAACAUUGAUCAAGGGACAGAUGCUGCCCAUCCUGCUGUGGGAGCGGUGGAAGCCACACAACCCAUCGCAUAAGCCGAUUACACCUAUGAGGCCAUGACUAUAUUCGGCCCCCCUGAUGACGUGGUACGGCCUUUUUAAAGCGUUAUCCUUUUAUCCUACCCCCCCGCCUUUUUUCGACUUUGUUUUUUCUUGAUAUCUGGAUGGCUAGAGCUGUGGAGUGGAAGCAUGAUCUACCAUUGACUGUGGACCUUGUUGGUGCUAGUUAUAGCAGACGCUUGUCUUGGGAAGGAUACUGUGACAUUCAAGCUUCCUGUCACGAUAAGCCUUCUGAUCGAGGGCGGUACAC
Penicilliopsis zonata CBS 506.65 is the source of this 1571-nucleotide messenger RNA. RefSeq lists its product as hypothetical. Gene Ontology annotation, cellular component: cytoplasm; nucleus. Gene Ontology annotation, molecular function: ATP binding; MAP kinase activity. Gene Ontology annotation, biological process: protein phosphorylation; stress-activated MAPK cascade; cellular response to oxidative stress. The coding region runs from base 203 to 1297 and encodes 364 amino acids. The transcript is spliced from 9 exons. Lineage: Eukaryota; Fungi; Ascomycota; Eurotiomycetes; Eurotiales; Aspergillaceae. The record is from RefSeq and is a predicted model, not a curated record.